AUGCCGGCCUGGACCACCCUCCACGUGCUGCGGCUGCUGCGGGAGCUGCUGGCCUUCGCGCUGCUCAGCUACACGGUGCUCCUCGGGGCGCUGCUGCUGGCCGGCUGGACCACCUACUUCCUGGUGCUGAACCUGCCUGCCGACGGGAGUGCAGCCGGGCCCCGCGGCGCGGCGCGGGCGCCUGGAGCGGCCCGCAGACUUGGCUCAACCAGUUGGACUUCUGCUUGCAGGUACAGACAGUGUGUCCCUGUGGUGGUGAACUCCAAGAGACGCUGCUUCGCAGAAUUGGUAAGACCGUGGCACAAAGCUGUGGUGGCCGGGUUCGGCGUAACCCUGUGUGCCGUGCCUGUUGCUCAGAAAUCGGAGCCUCAGUCUCUUAGUAAUGAAGCAUUAAUGAGGAGAGCAGUGUCUUUGGUAACAGAUAGCACCUCUACCUUUCUCUCUCAAACCACAUAUGCAUUGAUCGAAGCAAUCACUGAAUAUACUAAGGCUGUAUAUACGUUAGUUUCUCUGUACCGGCAAUAUACAAGUUUGCUUGGGAAAAUGAAUUCACAGGAGGAAGAUGAAGUGUGGCAGGUGAUUACAGGAGCCAGAGUUGAGAUGACUUCAAAACAACAAGAAUACUUAAAGCUAGAAACCACCUGGAUGACUGCAGUUGGUCUCUCAGAGAUGGCAGCAGAAGCCGCAUACCAAACUGGAGCAGACCAGGCCUCUAUAACUGCCAGGAAUCACAUCCAGCUGGUGAAAUCGCAGGUGCAGGAAGUGCGCCAGCUCUCCCAGAAGGCAGAAACCAAGCUGGCAGAAGUGCAGACACAAGAGCUGCAUCAGAAGACACAGGAGGUAGGGAACGAGAGGGCCGACCAGGAGCAGGAGGCCUACCUGCGGGAAGAUUGAGGGCCCGAGCCAGCUGCCAUCUCCCCACCCCCUGGGGAAAGCAGGGGUGGAUGCCAUGUGCCCAGCAUGGGCACAGCUCUGCACAGAGAAGACACCCCUGGUCCUGCACUGGCCGAUUAGACCAGAAACCCUGUGAGCUGCGAGUGCCCGGCCCCUUCCCCUGCAGGCUCUGCUUCUCCUGGACCUGGUUCUUAGCCCUGGGGCACUGUACCCUGUUUAACAUUGCACACACACCCCAAAAACGUCCCACAGCACAGCUGCUCUCUCUGGCUGAUCUUACCUCACACCCAAAAGCAUUUCAUCAGCCUGGGCCAGAGGGGCCUUCCUGUCACCCUCACGUUCCUCAGCUGUUUAGCCUGUUUUUAAUCUUGUUCAGAUUUUCAAAUAUGAUUUAGUAUUUGCUCCCUCCGGAGGGAUGAGAGUUGGAGGAAAGGGGGAGCCCAUCCAGUUUUCUCUUUAAGUGUUUCUGUAAUACCUUCUUUAAUCUGGCCCCACGGCCCUGUGAGACAGCUCAGGUGGAGGCAAUGAGUCUGUUAUUAAGGAAGGAAUGCGAUGUCACCUGGUGCUUUCAACACGACUUACUCUUAACCCAGGCCUCCUGUCUGCUUGCUUGGAGUUCCUCCACUGCCUCCUGAGGAGGAUGCAUCCUCGGUCCCACAUGAGCAGGGUCUCCCCAUGCGUUUCCAGCCGCAUUUGCUCCCAUUCAAUACAUGCUGGACAAGUUG
Dipodomys ordii (Ord's kangaroo rat) is the source of this 1619-nucleotide messenger RNA. RefSeq names its product diablo, IAP-binding mitochondrial protein (gene Diablo). Gene Ontology annotation, biological process: neuron apoptotic process; intrinsic apoptotic signaling pathway in response to oxidative stress. Gene Ontology annotation, cellular component: mitochondrion. The record is from RefSeq and is a predicted model, not a curated record. The transcript has 6 exons. The coding region runs from base 1 to 894 and encodes 297 amino acids. NCBI's taxonomy places the organism in Eukaryota, Metazoa, Chordata, Mammalia, Rodentia, Heteromyidae.